CUGGGUGUGUUAUUAUGUGGUGACGCCCUCAAGAGGUAGAAACAAGCACAUUUACUGUUCUGAAAACUUGGGCAGUCAUGGACACCUGUGUAUUUAACUAGAUGUGGACCGCAUGUAAAUCUUCAAGACUUGGAAACAUCAAUUCCGUUGCCCGGCCGGCAUCGCUGGUAUGGCAGGGCAGGGAACCAACUCGAUGGGACGGCUCUUCCGUGAGUUCUUUAACUUUGGGAGUAAGGAGCUGACUCACUGGUUCCCGUCACACAUGGCCAGAGGACUCAAGCGAAUGCGCAGUUCACUACGGAAUGUGGAUUGCAUUGUUGAAGUUCAUGAUGCCAGGAUCCCUUUUGCCGGUAGGAACCCAAUGUUUAAGGACAUCUUUGCCGUCAGGCCGCAUCUCCUGAUCCUGAACAAGAAAGAUCUGGCUGAUACCACACCACACAGAACAAGCGAAAUUCGAAACCGGUUAAAAGAAGAGGGGGUCGAAAAUAUCUUAUACACGGAGUGCCUUGGACAACGCAGCCCAAGUGUAAAAAAUGUGGUUCCCCGGGUGAUUGAACUGAUAGAAAGCAGCGAUCGUUAUCACCGUUGUGAGGAAAGGGAAUUGUCAGUGAUGGUCAUCGGUAUUCCUAACGUCGGAAAAUCUUCCCUCAUCAAUGCUAUGAGAAGGAUAUACCUUAAUAAAGGCAAAGCGACACCAGUAGGCGUAAGGCCUGGAGUGACUAGAUCUGUCAUGCACAAAAUCAAAGUAAGCGAAAGGCCAGAAAUCUGGUUGCUUGAUACGCCGGGGAUCAUGACCCCGUUUGUCAAAGACGUUGAGGUCGGCAUGAAAUUGGCACUGUGUGGAACAUUGCAAGACCACGCUGUGGGAACCGACAUCAUUGCAGACUACCUGCUGUACGUUCUCAACAGAUACAACCACAACAGAUACGUAGAAUUUUAUGAGCUGGGAGGCCCAAGCGAUGACAUCAUGGACGUAUUGACACAGAUCGCUAAGAAACUGAACAAGAUUACCCGCAUGAAAACAGCCGAAGGUUCGGUCGUCCCAAGGCCCGACAUAAACGCAGCGGCUGCGCACAUGAUUAAAUCCUUCCGAAAAGGCAACUUGGGUAAUAUCACCCUAGACUGACGACCUUAACACCAGAACAGACUACAGUGCAAUUGGACUCAGUGCGUGAACUUUUAAGACUCUCCAGUAAAUAGUUUCAAUGCCUUUCAAUAAAUUAGCCUCGGUUACUUGAAUGUUAUUUCAAGAAACUUUUAAUUAAAAAAGAAAGUCAAGAAAAACUACAAAAAGAAACACAGCCAUCUCCACAUUUGUACGAAAUCAUGGACUUUUUUAUUAGUAAAGUAUAGUUUGUAUUCAGAAUAUUAAGCACUAUGACUAUACAUAUUAAUUUAACACUUCGGGCCAUUGCUGGCAGAAACGACUUGUAAAACUUUCAUUUUUUUUUUUACACUUUUGGGGUUCUCUUGCAUUUCUUUGUUAGGACUGAUUUUAUUUUUUAAAUAACAUUUGUAAUAAUUUAAAGCAUGAAACUUCUUGCCUGAUUUAUUUUGUCAGUGAAAAGAAGACGGGUUAAAAACCCUUUCCAUUCAUAGUUUACAUCUGGGCAAUUCCGUAAAAUCCAAUUCUCUGCAUGCAUCCGACCACAUGAUGUACAAGGUCGUUAAGGUGGUGGUACCUUAGUUUGAUUAGUAACUGUUUUCUACUAAUUAGAUGUCACAUUAUUAGUGAUGUAUCACAUUCACUUUUCCAACAGCAGCUCAUUAAAGUGUCUGACAUGUACGUCCAAAUUUAUGGAAUUGCCCAUUUCAAACAAUGAAGUUAAAUAGACAAGUUGCCAGUAUACUAAAUUUAAUGCAACUAAAACAAUUUUUAUCUUCAAGUUUUUCAAUCGAUCAUUUAAAUUUCAUAUUUUUUAAUCACCUGAAUUCAAAAUAAAUUAAAUAUCUAAACUCCACAGAUGACUGGAUAUUCAUCUGAAUGAAGAUUCUUAUUUCAAAAUUGAAAAGUUCCUCAAAAUAUUCUUUUCAGUUUGAGUCUUUACAACUUUUGUGAGUAUAAUUCGAUUUGAUUUCAUAUCUGAUUUCAUUGUAAUCAUACAUUUUCAUUUGAUUUUUUUCUACAAAAUUCUCGCACUCCUGCAAACACCUAGACAAUCUAAGACUUUUCCGAGCUUUUUACCACGCACUGACCCUGGGGAAAAUAUAUACAUAUCACAAACCUUUUUAUUAGCGCAUGUGAUCUUCAUCUUUAAAUAUCACAAACAUUUUUUUUAUACAGUCAGUUUUUUUAUACACACAAAAAUAAACCACUUCUGAAAAGAUAUUUUCAGACAACCAUUGCGAAAUUACACUAUGCACAAAAUAAUUGCAUAGAAGAAUGUGUCUUCUGAGUAUCUGAUGACAGAACAUUGAUUAAAACGUUGGGCUUGCAUGCUUAUCCCCAUAAAGUACAAAAAACGUGGUUACACGAAAAGCUUGACAAACUAAUGACAUGAGCUGCUGCUUAAGAACAAAGAGCUCAACGUGAUUAGUGCGAACAGCAGUAUCGUGAAAUCUGUACAUAGAAAAUACUGCUUAAAAAACAACUUGCUUUUUGAAGAUCAACCGAGUACCAGUUGCAGGCGUUGUGAAUUACACUUCUUGGUUGGUAACCGGUUAAUGCUGAUUAAAUCUCUAUAAACAUGUACUUAGCAAAAUGCUGGUUAGCAUAUUUCAGUUCAGUUCAAACUUCCCCGGUUGAGGUCAACUGCCAAAACUGAUAGUUGCAAUUUCUCAAUUUUUUUUUUUUAAUGUUUGGUUUCCUAGAAAAGCAAGGCUGGCGUUAAUUUGUAAUUUCCUGAACGGAAACACUCUGUUCUUUUGUUUUAAAGAUAAUACAUGUAAAUGACAUUUGCAAACAUCAAAAAAGAAUAAAUAUUAAGAAAU
Messenger RNA from Patiria miniata (bat star), 2931 nucleotides. RefSeq names its product mitochondrial ribosome-associated GTPase 1-like (gene mtg1). The record is from RefSeq and is a predicted model, not a curated record. Gene Ontology annotation, molecular function: GTP binding; GTPase activity. Bases 170 to 1126 code for a protein of 318 amino acids. The transcript has 11 exons. Lineage: Eukaryota; Metazoa; Echinodermata; Asteroidea; Valvatida; Asterinidae. Gene Ontology annotation, cellular component: mitochondrion.